UUUUGAUGGUUUUUCCCUGUUUUUUCCUCUCCAGGUGCCAGCAUGUCCACGGAUGGUGGCUUUGGCACGGGGAGCAGCGAUGCCCAGCAGAGCCUGCAGAGCUUCUGGCCACGGGUGAUGGAGGAGAUCCGGAACCUGACCGUGGAAUUUUUAUUUUUGUUGUUGCAGAGGAACGACAUUGCCAUGGCCAUCACCAAAUUCGAUCAAUUUGAUUUUCUGAUCGAUAUCGUGCCCAGGGAUGAGCUGAAACCUCCAAAAAGGCAGGAGGAGGUGCUCCAGGCACCUGAUUUCCACAGCUCUGAACCACUGGCACUUUUACACAUUACCCUGACUUGGUUGAAGUGUUCUGAGGGAGAUGUUGAAGCUCCUUUGCCAGGGGAUGUGUCUGGGGAGAUGUUUGGCCAUGGGGCAGGUGGGAUCCAUGUUCCCAUCCCCAUUCCUGGUGUUUCCCUGCAGGUGCACCAGGCACCUGAUUUCCACAGAGCUGAACACUGGAGCUCACCGUUUGUUUUUGUGCAGACCACCCCUGUGACCAUGCAGGUGGGAGAGGGGCAGCAGGUACAGAUCGUGCAGGCCCAGCCCCAGGGCCAGAGCCAGCAGGCUCAGAGCGGCACAGGACAAACCAUGCAAGUGAUGCAGCAAAUCAUCACCAACACGGGAGAAAUCCAACAAAUCCCGAGGUUCCUGUGUCACCUUCUGUGCCUGCAGCAGCUGUACCAGAUCCAGCAGGUGACAAUGCCAGCGGGCCAGGACAUCACCCAGCCCAUGUUCAUCCAGUCCACCAACCAGAGCUCGGACACCCAGGCCACCCAGGUGACAGGGGACUGAGCAGGGACCUGGGGACAGUCCCCAAAUCCAAACCUCUGCCAGACCCAGCAGCACCCUGGGACUGAGCCUGUGGCAGCCUCUGCCAUCUCCACCUCGCUCUGCUGGCCUUGGGAUUAUCCAGGAUAUCCAGGAUAUCCAGCAGACUCUGCCAAGAAUGCAAUAUUUUUAUUUUCCGAACCAAUCUUUGUGUAUCCAGCUGCUUUUCCAAACCCUGGGAGAAGCCAUCCGAAGGGAUUUGGAGCAUCUCAUUGAACAAAUGUUGGAAAUGUUUUUAUUUCUAGGAAAAUCCUGAGGGUACUGCUCCUGUCAGAGCUCUGUUCCUGUUGUUCUCUUUGUAUUUUUUUUUCUCUAGGUUUGGUCCUCCCAUCUCAGUGAGUUUUAGGGAAUUUUUAGUGGGGGGAGUGUUUGUGGUUUAGAUUUUUCCCUCCUGCCUCCUUUUUUGGAGCAUUUGCUGUAUGCAGGGAAUAGGAGGAGGAGGAGGAGUUGAAGUGAAACAAAAUUAAAAAAAAAACAACAUUCCUUGUAUUAUGAUUGUAUUUUUUAAGAGCAAAAAAAUGCUUGAAUUUGGCCUCUGGAUUCCAGAAGAACUGAUGGAAUCUGGACAAAACCCCAACCCUGCUGUUACCUGUUAUCCUGGCUUUGGUUCAUGCAUGUAAUAUAAGCUUCAAGAAAGGAAAUAAAUUUGCUUNAUGUUAG
Molecule: messenger RNA, 1524 nt
Organism: Zonotrichia albicollis (white-throated sparrow)
Lineage: Eukaryota; Metazoa; Chordata; Aves; Passeriformes; Passerellidae
Source: RefSeq, a predicted model, not a curated record